Molecule: messenger RNA, 844 nt
Organism: Asparagus officinalis (garden asparagus)
Lineage: Eukaryota; Viridiplantae; Streptophyta; Magnoliopsida; Asparagales; Asparagaceae
Product: transmembrane protein 256 homolog
Exons: 6
Coding region: 313-648 (111 amino acids)
Source: RefSeq, a predicted model, not a curated record
UUACCCUCAAUCCAAACAGGGUCUAAAUCACGACGCCUCCUCCGCCAGCGCAAUCUCUCUUCUUCGCUGCCUUCUCCCCGUCGAUUCUUCUUCUUCUUCGCUGUCUCCACCCUCCAAGCCAGCCUCCGGUCUCUUCUUCUUCUUCUUCACCACUUCGAAGGUCCACCACUGUCAAAGCCCUAUCACCAUCAAAGCUCCAUCUUUGUCGAAGCUCCAUCGCCUUUGAUCUCUGUCGAAGAUUUAGCGGUGCCUCACCACUACACAGUGUUAUCUACUACUGAUAACUUUGAUCUCUCUUCAGCAUCUCAUCUCAUGGAUCCGAUGCUCUGGCAUAAGGUUGCUGCCCUCUCUGGCGUUGCUGCCCUUGGUCUGGGCACCUACGGAGCCCACGGUUUCAAGCCUAAAAAUCCAACUUACAAAGAUGUAUGGCAGACGGCAUCUUUGUACCACUUGGUUCACACAGCAGCAUUGGUUGGAGCACCCAUCACUAAACACCCUACCAUUUUUGGUGGACUCUUGACUACUGGAAUUCUGGCAUUUUCUGGAACGUGUUACACAGUGGCAUAUCUUGAAGACAGAAAAUACUCUUCUCUAGCACCCUUUGGUGGCUUUGCAUUUAUUGCUGCUUGGGGAAGCUUACUCUUCUGAGGAGCAGAUACAGUAAGAUCCUUAUAUGUGUCAUGUGUCGUACAAUGGGGUUCAUUAUUCUUAGCAAAGUGCAAUGCUACUGAUCAUGAUGUUUGAAAUUCUAGAUUGGUCAACAAUAUUUGUUUUAAGCCUCAUGUAAUUUGACAUUGUGGAAAUGCUUGUGAAGCUAUUCUAAUUGGAAUUGAUUUGCGUUAUA